CCCUAGAUCAUGACUGGAGCCAACGGCAGCUGCUUAACUGACUGAGCCACCCAGGCGCCCCAAGAGCUCCCCUUCCUUGACAAAACCCCUGGACCUGGUUGUCAUUGGCCCAAACCUGGGAUGUAUCCAGCCUCAAGUAAUCAUUGUGGCCAGGAAAAUGGAAUGCACUGAUUGCCUAGACCUGGGCACAUACCCACAUGGACUGAGAGCUGGCGCCUAGUGGUUGGGGGGGGAAGGUGGUAUUACCAGAAGAGGGGAUGAAUGGCUGCAGGGCUGUCCAGUUCAGGCCCUUCCUUUUCUCCAGUUGUCUUCACUGCCCACAGUCUCCCUGCCUACCCUUAACCAUCUCUCCAGUCUCUCAUUACCCUUGAUCUUGUUGAGGGGGGUGCCUUGUGAGAGGCACCUGGGCCUGGCACAGAGAGGAUGUUGCUUAGGCAAAGUAGAGUGUUCAAUAGAGUCAUUUAGAGGAUGUUCCUCUGCCUGGAACUGCUUCCUCGUGGACCCCACGAGUCUUUGUGGAGGGACCCCUAUCAAGGCCUAGAUAGAAUUUUAGUUAUGGACUUGCGUUCUUGUCUGGGCCCACCCAGCUGUGAGUUCCUGAGGAGUCAAGUGUGAGCCUGUGGGUAUCCAGCACAUACUUAAUGGGGUGAUUACGUGGAUGUGAGCUCCUCCUCCCCUGAGUCCCUACCCAGCCUAGAUAAGUCUCACGUUGCGGGAUCCCCGGUGCAGGGAACAAGGUUGAAUGACUGACUCAUGUGCCUCAUGUUGACUGAUCUGUUGCAUGUGGUUGCACAGGGCUCCCGUGGUUAAUUGGAAUCUGCAGUGCCUCUGAAUUAGUCACUUCUGCAUGGGCCAUUUCACGAAGAGCCUAAGGCCAUAGUCCCCUUCUUAGUCACUCUGACCCAUGUGGCUGGUGACAGACUUAAAGUAACUCAGACAAACAUUGCUUCUAUUUAAUACAUCCUUGGAAGCUUCUCAGCUAUAAAGGGAUCUUGGUGGCUAGGGAGGCCUUUCUUGGUGUAUUGAUCUGGCCAGUGAGAGCCCACAGGGGUCUAGAACAUGGAGCCCCAGACAUGUUCUGACUUGCCCUCAGCCAUUCUCCAGGACAAAUUGACGUUAAUGGACAUGGUUGGUUGCUUUGGGUGAUCAGAUCUGGCUGGCUGGUCCCCUGGGGGUAGCUUCUGUGGAGCUGUGAGGCCCCUGUUAUUACAUUGGCAGUGUUGAGACAAUGUGUUAAGGCUUGGUUAUUUCAAAACAGUUGUCAGCAAAGUGUCCUGCCAGGUUGGACCAGUUCUGUAAAUCCAUGAUUGCUGAAACUCUUCUAGAGCCCCCAGUAAUGGUGUUGUGCUUUUCUAGACAUACACUUGCUGCCUGUAGGGCUAGGAAGGUGGGACCCUGACCACUUGCUACAUCUCCCAUUUACUCAUUUAACAAAUACCUGUUGAGCCACUGCUGAGUGCCAGGCCCUCCCCUACUUAGCUCCUGGAGAUACAGUGGAGAAUAAGAUGGGGCCAGACCCUUACAGAUUAGUAGGAGAGAAAGCCAAGGAAACAGAGUGCUGUGAUGGAGGCCUGGGGCCUUUUUUUUGCAUCAUAGUGGUGAAGACUGUGGGCACCGGAGACAGGCAGACCAAAUCCCGGCCCUGCUGUUUACUAGCCUUGUGACUUUGGGCAGGUUAUCUCCUCUUGUGGAACCUCGGAUUUCUCAUCUAUAAAAUGGGGAACAUGCGUAGGGGUUGUUAUGAGGAUUUAAAUGCAUUCAGACGUGUAAAGCAGGAGUCCUGGCUCAGGGUAAGCACUCAAUGACUGGUAGGUUUAACAACUAUUAUUAGAAAGUGAUACAUCUUGAGUGAAAUCCCUCACAGUAUAAAGGACAACAUUCUUACAUAUUUUUAAAUUUAGAAUAAAAUUAAAAACAUCUGUUCAUUUAAAAUCACUCCACCACAAAGAAGAGAUCACCCUUCCUUGCCAGGCACUUAUUAGAAAACAUUUAAUCCUCCCAACUGUCAAAAGUGUAGAGAUCUUUACAACUCAUUAUACAGAGGAGGAAACUGAUCAUCAGAGAGGUUAAGUAAAUUUGCCCAGUGUCACACGGCUAAUUAACGACUGAGCUAGAAUCAAAGCCAAGUCUUAUCUGGCUGCAAAGUCCAUGUUUUAUGCAGUUCCCCCAGUAUCCUGGGCCUCCAAAGCACUUGGCUCUGAGGAGGAUCCUUGCUGCCCAGUCGGUUAAUCCUUUGUUUUCCUGAAGUUUUUGCUGGUGGGUUGGCCACACCUACUUUUCAUGAAGCACUCUGACCCAGGUCCUGAAAUGAGAAGAGUUAGCACAAGAUGUCCCUGCUUCCCUAAGGAGAAGAGAUGGCUUGUUCUGUAUCUCCAAGUCCAUGGGCCAUCACACAGAUGGUUCGGGCAUAUGAAAAUCAUCUAAGAGAAGAGACAUGAGAAUGGCGUCCACACCCUCUCUGGUUUUCAGACCUUGGGUCUGGACAUUCAGCCUUGGUCUUUCUUAGCCCUACCAACAUACCUCUUUUCAGCUGUAUUCAUCUAACCUUUGGUGUCUGCUGGGCACACUUUCUGACUUUGUAUGGAACAGCAAGAGCCUGCAGAAGCAGUAGGGCCAGAGGAAGGGGAGAAUAAGGAAAUUUGAGACUCAGGAACUGCAAGGCCUCUUGGAGACCCUGAGAAUAGCCACAGGUUCUCUUUAUUUCAAUCAUCACAACAGCAGGAGGCAUGAUCAUGUGCCUGGUGUGUUUGAAGUGCUGUCCUCACAGAAGCUCUUCACAAGAACCUUCGGAGAUAGGCACGUCCCACAUAGAAUCCUAGGAGAUGGGCACUAUAAUUAUCUCCAUUUUAUAGAGGUGGAGGUAAAGGCACAGAGAGGUUAAGUAGUUUGCCCAUACAGCUAAUAAGGGGAGGAACUGGUGUUUGAACCUGGGGUUCUCUAGUCCAUGAGUUUAAGAUCUAUGUCAUAUUGCUUUUUGGUAGGGAGUGAGUGAGUGAACAAAUGAGUCUGGGAUUGGCAGCUAGCCAGACAGACAAGGCCCCCAGGGACACCAUGAGGGGUACUUUGGAGCUAGCAGAGUUGGGUUGCAAUUCUAGCUGUGCCACCUCCUGCCUACAGGACCUGGGGCAAUAGUGCUCAUUUCCUCAUCUUCAAAAUGGGAAUAAGGUCUUCGUGAGGAUUCAGGGAGAUCAUCUCUGUAAAGCUCUUAGCCCCAUGCACGGCAUCUAGUAAGGGCUCAGUAAGCGUUCAGGGACACUCUGCAGAUAGAUGGUAUUAACGUGGCAUAAUUGCAGCUGUACUGAUCAAAAGUCCAUGUUGACAAGAACUAGAAAGGAAUAUGAAAACAGUUGUUAAGGGUUGAAAGGGAAUUAAAGUUUCUUCAAUGCUUUAUCAUUUCUUAAAAAAUGUUCCUAAAUGGAAUAAAUAAAAUAUACAUGCAGUGGGUGUUAAGUGGUUUUUGAUCCCAUUGUUUCAAAGUCUUAUGGGGGUUGUUUCUACCUCUGCAAAAAAGAGUUAGCACUUCAGGCCUGUGGUUAUAAUUCUGUCAAUGCUGAAUUUGCUAGGGGUUUGAGUGAAUUUGCAAUGAGAAAAAAAGGGGAAGUUUUAAAAAAUGACUUUGUAUUUUGUGGCUUUUAUAUCUGGAAAUAUAAAAUCGAUUUAAAAUGUUAUAUAGUUGUAAUUUCAUAAAUGCUAGAGGGAUCAUCCCAUCAAAGAGAGAUGCAAAAAAAAUUAAGAAGGUGUUGGUGGGAUACAGCUUCCUCCGUUUUGCUACCAGUGGGUGUGUUGGAGUUUAAAUUCUUUGAGUAUCAGAACCAGAACAGGUCUUCAGGACUGAUGAUUUUUGCUGUGAUUAAUGUCUGUUGGAACCUCUGGAAGGUGCGACAACAUGAAAAGAGAGGCAAUUUCUGGAUGACAAUGCACAUUUGGCAUUGGAAAAAGCAGUUAAAUUGCCAGUGAGCCCUAGUUGAAAUCAAAUGUCUGACGCAUGGAGGCUGAUGACUGGCCAGCCUGAUGCGCCUGGUUUUGGGCCAGUCAGUUCGGACUCUAAGACUGACAGCAGGAAGAGGAAGCCUUGCUCAUCACUUAGACCGGGACCAUGGCUGUCUGGUACUGCAGUAUGUCUUUCUGCAACAAGCCGGAGAGAAGCAGCUGAUUCUCGGAAUCCCAGAUCCCCUGAUUCUUCUUGUCUGGAUGUGACGAAGCUGAAAACUGCUACAGGCCGCAGGCAGCUGUUUCAGUCCCAGCAGGAGCCGUGCUGACCUGGAAGCAGACGCAGGCUCCAUGUAAAGGACUCAGACCCUGCGGCCACUGGAGAUUUAGGACCCCUUCUGUGGAGCUCUAAAGGAUGAAGACCUCCAUCGUGGAUGCUGGCUGGACCAUCAGGCCACACACAUGCCCACAGAAGAGGCCUCGUUCUCUUAUGAGACCCUCUAAAGAUCAAGUUGCUGGUCAGCUCUUCAUCGCUAACCUGGAGGCUACCCGCACCCUAAUUGUGAUCCCUGCCAACAGCUGCACAUUGGGGGACGGCACAUCACAGGGACUGUGACCCCUUCUCCUGCUGUUGACAGAUCAGACUUUGGCCUUCUUGAUGGGGAUGUCUCACUGCUGCUGACUUGCGUUCAGCUUUCUAGAUUAGUUGCAACUCACCACAGUGGGCUGCUUCUACUUCCUUACUCCACCCCCCUCCAUCCACACUUAGUAAGGUUCAUUAUCUGAAUAGAGCUGUCUCCAGAGAGGGAUUGAUCGAGGCUGUUCACUGGAUAAAAGGAGUGGGAGGUUCUGUAAACCCAUUUUGAAAUUUUUUGAAAAUUCAGGCUUUCAUCCUCAUUAGUCGGCUAGGGCUGCCAUCACAAAAUGCCUUAGACUGGGGGGCUUAAAUAAUAGAAAUGUGUGUUCUCACAGUUCCGGAGGCCAGAAGUCCAAGACCAAGGUGUCAGCAGGUUUGAUUUCUCUUGAGUUGUCUCUCCCUGGCUUGCAGGGGGCCACCCUCCCAUGUGUUCUGCCGUAGUCGCCCCUCGGUCUUGUGUCCUAAUCUCUUUUUACAAGGACACCAGUCAGAUCAGAUGAGGGCCCACCCUAGUGAGUCCAUUUUAAUUGAGUCACCUCUUUGAAAGCCCUGUCUCCCAAUAUAGUCACAUUCUGAGGUACUGGGGGUGAGGGCUUCAGCACAGGAAUGGUGGCGGGGGGGCGGUUAGGGAUACAUCCUGACCAAUUCCCGAAUUUGUCUUUCUGGUUAAGUGAGAUAAAAAUGUUUACCUGCAAAAACGUAUUUGUGCCUCCUGCAUACAGUCCUUGCAGAUAAAAGGCCUGGAGAAGAAGAGGUGAUUGAAAGAAUGUUGUUGGGUUGCUGAAUGUUGGGGCCUGAAGACUUUGUAACAGUGGAGAAAAGUACUGGCACCUGGGGAGCCUUGGGCAAGUGGGUGGGGGGCAUUUAUGACCUUGGUUCUUCAGAACUCUAUCUGGAAGCUUUCCCCUCUUCCUGACAGAAGAUUCCAGAGCUGCCUUUCCAUGCGCUGGAGCGCUUUGAGCUCAGACUGCUGAGCCUGUGCUCACAGCUCACAGCACCGCCUGACAACAGAGGGUCUGGGCUCCUGCACUUCCCACACAGAACGCACACUCACAAGAUGCAUACCUCUGUAUCAUAGACAAGCAGAACAAAGGGCUGGUUGGAUCUUUCAGACUGAAUUGGAAACUCCAGGGCAGGAGGCCGCGUGGCAGAAGGCUUACAUUGGGGGUCCUGUUAACCUCCACCACCUAACAUAUGCCCUGCUUGAGGUACCCUAACAUUGCAAACUCGUUUCCAGGGGGAGCAUGUGCCCUCUGGGAUUCUACUUCUGUCUCUGUGCCCUCUCGCCACACUGUUUCAGCCCUGGAAGUGUUGAUCUGAAGAUCAGCUUGAACUUGCUGGUCACAGCCUUGCUGUACCUGAAUUGGUAUCUAGGGCCAGGUAAAAAUGAAUCAUACAGAAGUUUAGUUAGGGAGCCACUUGACUUUCUAAGAUAGACUGUUGUUUUUAUUUAAUUGAGGUAUAGUUGACAUAUACCAUAUCUAAAAUAGACUUUUAUGGCUAAUGGGAUUUAUUUUAACUGGCUAAAUGUAGGACCUCUAAGGAGCAUAACUGAGAUCAGUACUUCAGGUUGGUCUCAUCCUUUUGCAUGGGGUCCUACUGAUAAUAAACUUGCUGUAUAGAAGCCUGGGCCAACGGCCAAGGUGGGGGCUGGUGCAGAAGAGAGUUAACAGAGUAGGCCUGAGACUGCUCUCCUUGUUUGCAAUGCUGACAUCUGGGUAACUGGAUUUCGGGAGGAUUCUCAACAUUCCCUAAAUGAUAAGAGUGGCUCACUGUGCCUAAACUGUGCAAACAAAAUGGUUUAUGCUGAAUACCUUGCUUUCCUUCCAGGAAUCCAGAAUUUGGGUAUGUGCUAGGCAGAGGGUGCCGACUUGACCGGCCCCCAGUAAAAGCCCUGGGUACUGAGUCUCUAAGGAGCCUCCCUGGCAUAUAACAUUUCACACUUCUUAUCGUAACCCACUGCUGGAGGAACUGUGUCCUGUGUAACUCCACUGGGAGAGGGCUCUGGGAAGCUUGCUCCCGGUUUCCUUUGUUCUAUGCACCUUUUCCCUUUGCUGAUUUUGCUUGGUAGCCUUUCGCUGUAAUAAAUUAUAGCCUGCUGACAGUAAGACUAUAUGCUGAGUCCUGUGAGUCUCCUAACAAGUCGUUCAAACUGCGGAGUAGUUUUGGGGACUCCCAAGAUGGCACAAGGGGGACUUUUGGGGUGUUGGUAGUGUUCUUUUCCUCAAUUUGGGUGUUGCUCAUGUGAGGUGGGUUCAAGUUGUGAAAAUUCAUUGAGCUGUAGUUAUGUAAACAUUUUCUCUACAUAUCUUAAACUUCAAUAGGAAGAUUACACACCACAAGGAUAAAAAAUAAUAGCAAGUUAAUUUUUUUAAAAAACCUUCCUUUUAUUCAGCAAACAUUUCAGUUACUCCUUUUUACUAGGCAUUGCUCUGGGAGCUUGGGACAUGGGCUAGGAAAGACGUCAUCAUCACCUCUCAGUUUAUUGGGAGGCAGGUAAAGAGAUACUUACCAUAUGGUUGAUACUUGCUGGGCUCUAUCCAAGACAUCAUAGGGUACAGGGGGGGAACAGAGAAAGGGCUUCUAACUAGGGCAUUUUGCUGUUCUAGGUCUGCCACUCACGUACUUUGGGAAGUCAGGCAAAUGGGCCAAGGGAAAUAGCAGCGAACUAUCGCAAACUAGGAAAGUAUGUGGCAUAGAGUUGUGGAACCUUCUAGUUUUUGUUUGUUAGGAAAAAACAAAGCUGAAGUUUUAUGUAAGCUCUCUUGAUUUUUAAGUGCUGUAAAUGAAUCCAAAUUUUCAGAAGUGGGAGGCCAAACAAAACAUACCCGUGCAGGGUGUAUGGCUGUGGCCUACCAGUUUGCUGGGCAUUCUGCCAACCAGCCAUCCUUCCUCUCACCAGAGACUUGGGGGUCCACUCUUUUAGACCCUGGGAAAUACAGCAGUGAGCAAGCCAGACAGACAACUUUCUUGAAUAGUGGCGGGGGGUGGGGGGGAGACUGGUACUGUGAGCCUCAAACAUCAGUAUGUGUGGGAAUCACCUGGCAGUCACAUUGAAAGGCAGAUUACUGAAUCAGGAGGUCUGGGGUAAGGCCUGAAAUUUUCUUUCUAACAACUUCCCAGGUGAUGGUAAUGCUGGUGGUCCCUGAACCAUAUGUGCUUUGAGUGGAGUUUGCUGUAUAUUCCGGAGGGGCUUAGGAGCAGCUGUUAUUCUGAAAGUAGGGGCCUUGCCACGAAAGUGCAUCUGCCUGGCAAGCUCCGUGUUUUUACUUGGGUUUUAGCUUAUUGGGGUGUCUCAGAAGAGAGCUGAGGACAUCGGAGGCGGGUGCCUAAAGCUGCCCUGCCAGGUCUCUAUUCUCGAGUUUAUAGUAUAGAAGGCGGGGCGGGGGUGGAGGAAGGUGUUAGGAAAAGCUUCCUGGAGGAGGUGCAUGGGAACUGCAGGAACUUCCUCGGCCGCGGAGAAAGGGAGAAACCCUGAACUCCCCCCUCUCCUUGGGCCUGGUCUCGGCAUCCCCACGCCGGGUACGGUUUCCCAGGCAUCCCACGUGUCUGCUGUGCGCGAGUCCCUGUCAAUCAAGUCUCCCCCAGCCCAGGACAGGGUACGGGUUUAAAGGAGGCAGCGGUGCGGAGCGCUCCCAUCGUGCCGCGCGGCGGGCGGGUUUGGAUUUUAAAUCCCCGCGGCCAAUCAGUGGUGCGCAGGCUCUUGUAACGUUCCCGGCGCCGCGUUUGAAUUCGAGGAGGAGCGAAGCGGUGCCAAGCCUCUGCUCAGACUCUGCUAGGUCCGCGGAGCAACUCCGGGAACAUGAGUGCGGCGGCAACUGCAGGGAAGCUGGCGCGGGCACCAGCCGACCCAGGGAAAGCCGGGGGCCCCGGAGUUGCAGCUCCCGGGGCCCCGGCAGCCGCUCCGUCGGCGAAAGAGAUCCCGGAGGUCCUAGUGGACCCGCGCAGCCGGCGGCGCUACCUGCGGGGACGCUUUCUGGGGAAGGGCGGCUUUGCUAAGUGCUUCGAGAUCUCGGACGCUGACACUAAGGAGGUGUUCGCUGGCAAGAUCGUGCCUAAAUCGCUGCUGCUCAAGCCGCACCAGAAGGAGAAGAUGUCCAUGGAGAUAUCCAUUCACCGCAGCCUUGCCCACCAGCACAUCGUAGGCUUCCAUGGCUUUUUCGAGGACAACGACUUCGUAUUCGUGGUGUUGGAGCUCUGCCGCCGGAGGUCUCUCCUGGAGCUGCACAAGCGGAGGAAAGCACUGACUGAGCCGGAAGCCCGCUACUAUCUUCGGCAAAUUGUCCUUGGCUGCCAGUACCUGCACCGAAACCGGGUUAUUCACAGGGACCUCAAGCUGGGCAACCUUUUCCUGAAUGAGGAUCUGGAGGUGAAAAUAGGGGAUUUUGGACUGGCAACCAAAGUGGAAUAUGACGGGGAACGCAAGAAGACCCUGUGCGGGACUCCUAAUUACAUAGCUCCUGAGGUGCUGAGCAAGAAAGGGCACAGUUUUGAGGUGGACGUGUGGUCCAUUGGGUGUAUCAUGUAUACAUUGUUAGUGGGCAAACCACCUUUUGAGACCUCUUGCCUCAAAGAGACCUACCUCCGGAUCAAGAAGAAUGACUACAGUAUUCCCAAGCACGUCAACCCUGUGGCCGCCUCCCUCAUCCAGAAGAUGCUUCAGACAGAUCCUACUGCCCGCCCCACCAUUCAUGAGCUGCUCAAUGACGAGUUCUUUACCUCUGGCUACAUCCCCGCCCGGCUCCCCAUUACCUGUCUCACCAUUGCACCCCGGUUUUCCAUCGCUCCCAGCAGUCUGGACCCCAGCAGCCGGAAACCUCUCACAGUCCUCAAUAAAGGCAUGGAGAACCCCAUGCCUGAGCGGCCCCGGGAAAAAGAGGAGCCAGUGGUCCGGGAGACCAGUGAGGCGGUUGACUGCCACCUGGGCGACAUGCUGCAGCAGCUACACAGCGUCAAUGCGUCCAAGCCCUCAGAGCGGGGGCUGGUGAGGCAAGAGGAGGCUGAGGAUCCCGCCUGCAUCCCCAUCUUCUGGGUUAGCAAGUGGGUGGACUAUUCGGACAAGUACGGCCUUGGGUACCAGCUAUGCGACAACAGCGUGGGGGUGCUCUUCAAUGACUCGACACGCCUGAUCCUCUACAAUGACGGCGACAGCCUGCAGUACAUAGAGCGUGAUGGCACAGAGUCCUACCUCACCGUGAGCUCCCAUUCCAACUCCCUCAUGAAGAAGAUCACUCUCCUGAAAUAUUUCCGGAACUACAUGAGUGAACACUUGCUGAAGGCAGGUGCGAACAUCACACCCCGGGAAGGCGAUGAGCUCGCCCGGCUACCCUACCUGCGCACCUGGUUUCGCACCCGCAGCGCCAUCAUCCUGCACCUCAGCAAUGGCUGUGUGCAGAUCAACUUCUUCCAGGACCAUACCAAACUCAUCCUGUGCCCACUGAUGGCAGCUGUGACCUACAUCGACGAGAGGCGGGACUUCCGCACGUACCGCCUGAGCCUGCUGGAGGAGUACGGCUGCUCCAAGGAGCUGGCCAGCCGGCUCCGCUACGCCCGCACCAUGGUGGACAAGCUGCUGAGCUCCCGCUCGGCUGCCAGCCGUCUCAAGGCCUCCUCAUAGGCCUUCCUCCCCUCCGGACCGGCACCCCUUCUCACCCCCACAGCAUCUUGGCCCGCACUGGUUAGCAACCUUCGUGCCGUUUUCUAGAAUGUGCCCUCCGGCCCUGGGGGCUGGGGAGAGUUCUACAUCCUUGCUGGUGGGGGUCGCCGUGUUAAGUUAUUUUUGUACAUGUUCGGGUGUGGGUUCUACCGGCUCCUGCCCUUCUCCCUCAGCCCCACCAUAUGCAUUGUACAGAAUACCGCUCUUGAAUCCGGGACUGCCCUUUCCUUGCCUUUAUAUACAUUAAACACAUGUGAAUCUUC
Callorhinus ursinus (northern fur seal) is the source of this 10486-nucleotide messenger RNA. It is a transcript of the gene PLK1, whose product is annotated as polo like kinase 1. Gene Ontology annotation, biological process: mitotic spindle organization; protein phosphorylation. The record is from RefSeq and is a predicted model, not a curated record. NCBI's taxonomy places the organism in Eukaryota, Metazoa, Chordata, Mammalia, Carnivora, Otariidae. Gene Ontology annotation, molecular function: ATP binding; protein binding; protein serine/threonine kinase activity. Gene Ontology annotation, cellular component: nucleus; kinetochore; spindle pole.